AGAUGUCAAGACUAACGACACCAGUCAUUCAGAGUGAUGAGGACUCUAAGUUGAAACCUGUGGCUGGAGCUGCACGUUAUGUUUAAACAUUUUAAUAAUGACGUUUUGUGCUUGUAACUUGCUGCUCCACCUGUAUGGACAGAUUAUAUUAUAUCCAGAAUGAUUGUUUCCUGACAUUAAAACAGCAUGGCCAGUAACUUUCCACUGAAAAAUAAGGCUGCUAUGGAACAGUUUCGGAAAAACCUGGAGAAGAGAUCGCUGAACGUGAAGUUUGACCUCGAAAACACGGACUAUAAGGCCCUCGAAAACAUCGGUAUUGGUGCAUAUGGUGUGGUGUGUUCAGCUAUUCACAAGAAAACUAAUGACAAAGUUGCCAUAAAGAAGAUCCCGAACGUAUUUGAAGCGCUGACGUUAACAAAACGGACCUACAGAGAGAUUAAGAUUCUCAAGCAUUUCAAACACGACAACAUCAUUUCAAUUCGAGAAAUUCUGAAGCCGUCCGAGCCGUAUAAAGAUUUUAAAGAGAUUUAUGUUGUGUUUGACUUGAUGGAAAGUGAUCUUCACAAAAUCAUCUAUACAGACCAGGACUUGACUGAAGAGCACAUCAGAUAUUUCUUGUACCAGAUUCUCCGAGGUCUGAAGUACAUCCACUCGGCUAAUGUCAUCCAUCGUGACCUGAAGCCAAGUAAUCUACUUGUCAAUGAAGACUGCCACAUUAGAAUUGGUGACUUUGGCAUGUCUCGUGGAAUAUUCUAUGAACGCGAUGAACCUGCAUUUUUUAUGACUCAAUAUGUUGCGACUCGGUGGUAUCGUGCGCCGGAAAUCCUCCUAUCAUUGAUUGAGUAUGGUACAGGGGUAGACAUGUGGUCUGUUGGCUGCAUCUUUGCUGAAAUGCUCGGUCGGAAGCAUCUGUUUCCAGGCAAAGACUACAUCUCACAGAUCAAGCUAAUUGUGGGCUUGUUGGGGUCUCCAUCCGAUGAGCUGCUCAAGAACUGUCAGAACGUCAUCAUCAGAGACAUCAUCAAAAAGCUUGGUCAGAGGACGGCCAUUCCGUGGAAGACGCUGUUUCCGAAGGCGAGUAAGAAGGCUGUAGACUUGUUGAGUAAGAUGCUGGUGAUCGACCCGGCUAACCGGAUUUCCGUGGACAAGGCUCUGGAACACCUCUUCCUCAACAAGUACCACGACCCAGAUGACGAACCCAUCUGUGUGCCAGCUUUCAAAUUUGACUUCGAGAAGGAGAAUAUGGACAAGGACAUUCUGCGGGAGGUGAUAUACAAGGAGAUCAUGGAGUACCACCAGCCGAGGACCCCCACUUUCAGCUUCAACGCUGUGCUCCGGCCCGCCCCCAAAUCUGAAACAAACCCGCUCGUCUUGUCUCCAUGUCCUCCCAUCGAAAAGAAACAGCUCGAUGCACAACUUACGGAUUUUUUUCAAACUGUAUCAUGUGAACCAUCAUACCCAGAUGAUACAGGAGAAUCCUUUUCUACUGACGAUCUCUUAGUGAAACCUGAAGAGAAAAAGAAGUCGCCAGUCACCGUGGACACCAGCACCCUACUGCCGACCCUGACUUUUGACGUCGAGAUGCUCAGUGCCAAAUUUUCCGAGGGGAAAUCAGAAACCCUAGAAUUGAAACCGGUGCCGAUCGUGAAGAAGACUGAUAAAGAGAACAAACCAGCCGAGGUGUCAGACACAGCCAAUGUGACCAUCUCCCUGGGAACCAAGGCACGCAUUAAACAAGCUCUUCAAAAUGCCAGCGAAAGAAGACAAAGAACUGAAUCUACUGGUGAUGAUGGAGAGAAAAAACCUAUAACUGCAGCUCAGCGACAGAGAGAACGGGAAGAAAAACGAAAGAAGAAGAAAGAUAGAGCAUUGGAGAGGAAGAAGAAAGUGAAAGAAAACAAAAACACGACAGUAUUUAUUCUGAGUGAUGCGGAUAAGGAAAUGUUACAGAGGUGGUCACAGAUGCAGCAGGUACCAACAGGACCAACAGGAGUGGGGGUCUCCAAUGUUCCCCUUGCUGCUGCUCCUGGACAGACAAUCAUCAUCACUUCAUUAAGUCAGACAGUGCUACAGCCCAUAGUUUCAAACGUCCAGCCACAGCAGGAGUCCACUGGACAGAUAGUCCAGCCAAUACUGCCAGCAACUAGUUCUGUGUCCAGUGUCGUUCUUUCACAGGUGGUGCACGAUUCACUGGUGCAUUCACAGACAGGUGUUCUGCAGACAAAGUCAGACAUUCCUGCGGGACAUGUUAUAUCUACGGGUCAUUUCCAGUGUCCUUCCACUGAGGUUGGCGCUGGUUCUAAUACAGCAAACAUGGAACAUGAUUCUGUACAGAAGCCAGAACAUCAGUUGCAGAGCUGCAUGUUUCAGUCUGCAGGUAAGAGUAACUUGCCAUUUCAGACACAGACGUCUGGCUUACAUACACAGACGUCUGGCUUGCAGCAGCAGCAUCAUAUAUUUCCUCAACAACAGCAGCAGCAGCAGAAUUUGUUCAACCAGAUGACUCAAAAUAAUGAACUUUGUCACUCUCAGAUGGACCAGUCACAUCAAGGACAGUCGUCAAAUUCUCUGUUCUCUCAGGAUUCACAACAGCUAGCUAGUCACUCUGUGCCUCCUGUCACCAGUGUCCGAGGACACCCGGCCUUCGGUCAGGGAGACGCUUCCUCACUUGUUGCUCCAGCCACAGAUCUUCAGAGACACGCUUUCCUGCAACAGGAUGCCACACUUUUUCACUUUCCUCAGGGAUUUUCCAAUUCCAGGUCCACUUGUCAGCCUGAUGCUUAUUCACAUGAGUCUGGUCCACAGGGAGGAGAGUUCACCCAGCACCAUGCUGAGCAGCAAGGGAUGUUUGCUGGUGUUGGUGGUGAUCCAUUUCCUCCUCCACAACCUGCAGCAUCGACAUCACAACAGACUCUGCUGUCGACAUCAUCUCAGCAGCCUUUCACUAACUUCACAUCUGGCUCUGAGCAUGUGUGUCAGACAUACCACAACAAUCCUAGUCCUGUUGGGUAUGAUCCAACAGCAGCAGUAGCAGGAGGAGGUGUGAGUGGAAGGAGUGCCUGGACACCUGCAAACACUGAUCAGUACGUACAGAAGGCUUCUUUAGCUGAUGGACACGCAAAGCAUGAGAAUCAAUUACCUCAGGAACAAAAGACACAGGAUAGGAUAACAUCACCGACUCAAAGAUCAACUAACAGGCAGCCUCAAACUUUGAAGAUCAAGUGUUCACCUCCACCAAGGGCACCUGAGGUGCCUGCCAACCACCACGAUCUCAUUGCUCUGUUGAGCAAACAGCUGAUGAAGAGUGGUAUGGCAGAUCCCUUCCCACCGGCGCUGUCUCUAACCCCCAAGGGAACAGGAGGAGGAUAUGGAGUUGGAACUGAUCUUGAUGCCUUGAUGGUGGAUGCCCAUGAAAACAUUGAUGUGAACCGAGUAGAGCAAAGUCCAUUGUCAUCAUCACUGAUAGCCGACUGGCUGGACAUCAGUGGAAACAUUACACAAGCUGACCUAGAGGCACUGGAGCAUGAGAUGGAGAUGCAGUCACCCAUGUCUUUGUCUUACAGUGACUUCAAUCUUCACAACCCGCCAUAAACAAUUUUUGUAUUGAGUGACAUAAUUAGUCAUAUUUAUACACCCAUCUUUGACAGCUUGUAUUAUAGUAUAUUGUUGUUCCUCCGUCCAUUAACGUUUUUUUUGUCCAGGGCAUAUUUCCUUUAUCAACUCGUGUAGAAUUAUCAAACCGUAUACCUACGGAUAGCAGUGUCACAUACCAUAAUUAGGUCACCAUGACCUACUUUCCACCAAUUACUGUACCUUAAAGGCAGUCAUUGUUACAUUUCUGUUCUGGAUUGGGGGGUUUUGCAAAAAGGUUUCAUUCUUUUAUAGUAUGGAUGUGCCUCAACUUUCAGUGAAUAUGAGCACAUUAACAGUUUCCCUUCCAUAUUUUCACAGUAACGUGUACAUUCAUGUGUAUAUGCUUUGGAUUGAACCAUUUGUAUACCUCAAGAUUGGCAUUACUUCUGUGGACAUUCCAAUAAAAGUGGUUUCUUGUUA
Gigantopelta aegis is the source of this 4053-nucleotide messenger RNA. Its product is annotated as mitogen-activated protein kinase 7-like. The record is from RefSeq and is a predicted model, not a curated record. Lineage: Eukaryota; Metazoa; Mollusca; Gastropoda; Neomphalida; Peltospiridae. Bases 187 to 3591 code for a protein of 1134 amino acids. Gene Ontology annotation, molecular function: ATP binding; MAP kinase activity. Gene Ontology annotation, cellular component: nucleus; cytoplasm. The transcript is spliced from 12 exons. Gene Ontology annotation, biological process: protein phosphorylation; intracellular signal transduction; cell surface receptor signaling pathway.